Rotaria sp. Silwood2 is the source of this 894-nucleotide messenger RNA. The record is from the annotation of a GenBank genome assembly. NCBI's taxonomy places the organism in Eukaryota, Metazoa, Rotifera, Eurotatoria, Philodinida, Philodinidae.
AUGCUUAUGUUCAAAGAAUUCCUACGUACAUUAUUUUCUGAUAAAUGUCGUUUAAUAUCUCUUGACGUUGAUAUAUCAAAUGAUGAUAGUGCCGUUGAUAUUCAUGGAUGUUUUUCAUUAUCUUCUAUUUCAAUUAACAAUGUAGUUGUUACUCAUUGUAUGACUCUUCGUUAUUUACAUAUUCAUUUAAUUUAUGGUUAUUUUCUUGAACAUAUUAUUGAGCAUGUACCUAUUCUUGAGACUCUUUCAGUUAUAUUCAAAGAUUCGUUAAUGAAAGAAUCAUCAUAUAAACCAAAGAUGAAACGAUUUGCAUCAACUAUUCUCAAUUGGUAUGAAAAGAUGCCAAAAUUAAAAUGUUUUUCUUUAAAAAGUGUUAUUCUCGACGACUUGCAAUUAGUUUAUUUAAAAUGGAUUAUUAAUAAUGUAUAUUACAUUGAAAAGCUAAAAGUUCGUUUAGAUAUAGAAACUCGAACAAAUGAAACUAAAGUUAUUGAUGUAAAUUAUCGUCGUGAAUAUAUAAUGCCUGAUAUAUUAAUUCAUUUGAUCGAUUUCGAUUUUUAUAUUGUAUCGAAAUGCAAAUUAUUAUUUGAAAAUGAUAUUGAAAAAAUAAUUGAUUCGUUUAAAAAUGAUCGAAUUUUUAUUGAUCAUCAUUGGACAAAUGUUAAAUGUUAUUUUGAUAGAGUUUUAUUAUGUCAACAUAUAUCAUCAGUCAGAAUAAUUAAAUCGAAAUUAUUUGACGAUAUUAUUCAUUUAGCAUAUUCGACGUUUUUGCAGUCAUCAUUGGACAUAGCAGAUGAUAUUCAUUUUCAAUACGUUACAAGACUUGAUUUUGGUUCUGGUUUUUGGCGUGGUUCUGGUAAAUUACAAUUUUAUUUUUGUGGUUAUCCGAAAUAA